This is a messenger RNA of Danio aesculapii, 3774 nucleotides long. RefSeq names its product ral guanine nucleotide dissociation stimulator-like 3a (gene rgl3a). NCBI's taxonomy places the organism in Eukaryota, Metazoa, Chordata, Actinopteri, Cypriniformes, Danionidae. The coding region runs from base 354 to 2705 and encodes 783 amino acids. The record is from RefSeq and is a predicted model, not a curated record. Gene Ontology annotation, biological process: positive regulation of GTPase activity; Ras protein signal transduction. Gene Ontology annotation, cellular component: plasma membrane. Gene Ontology annotation, molecular function: guanyl-nucleotide exchange factor activity. The transcript is spliced from 19 exons.
CAGUUUGCGCGAGCUUCAGGUGAACACACAAUGGUGUGAUUUCUUUCUUCUGACCGUCAAAGUUUUCGUUUUCACGCGAAAUAUUUAACGACGAGUUUUGCGAGUAAUGAGUUUACAAAAAGAAGAUGGCGGCACGGCUUGUAAAACGGAAAAAGGAGGCCUGUUCCUUUGUUUACAACGGUGAGACCUUCAGACACUGACAGAUCAUGAGGGAUCUUUCUGGACGGUCAUGGUGUCUCCUCUUCUGGCUAAUUCAGCAGAUUACAAACAUUUUUAAGAGGAGCUGAUCUACAACCAACAGAUUCUGGAUAAGCAGCAAUUUACACAUCAUCGUGUGUUUGGGCUGGAGGAGGAUGCGGUCUUGUCUGCUGGUGUCCGGAGGAGAGAAGGGUCUGCGGGCUCGUCUGGGCCGAAUGCGGCAGCUGCUGUGCCAGACGGAUCAUGCGGAGAUUCAGGUGGACGAGGAGCCCGGCAUUUGGCUCAGGAGCUUCCAUCUGCUGGACCUGCAGGAACACACUGAGGACCCGGUGCAGGAGUGGGGGGAGGAGGUGGAAGACGGUGCCAUUUAUGGGGUCACCCUUCACCGAGAGCCUAUCCAACCUCCACCUGACGCUACUGAGAGCGAUGCUGCCUUUGGCUUCAUGCAGUACCACACACUGAAGGUCCGCAGGCUGAAAGCAGCCACUCUGGACCGUCUUGUCACAGAAUUGGUGAACCCGGAGUGCCCUGACACAGACUACAUGCAAAUCUUCCUCUCUACUUACAGAGCCUUUACUUGCACAAAUGCACUUAUUGAGCUCCUGUUUCAAAGAGAGGAUAUGGUCACCAAUCUGGACAACAGUGUCUGUGUCAAGAGUUCUCUACCUCGUCUGAUCAGACUGUGGCUAGACGAGUUUCACGAGGACCUUCGGGACUCUCCGGAUCACCAGGCUCUUCGGCUACUCUGCGUUCAUCUGCGUCAUCGCCUCUGUUGCAGACGUCUGGUUAACCAAGCUGAUACUCUUCUCAGAAAGUUUCAGACUGAAGACAAGCAAAUGUGUACAUCAGCAGAAGUCAGUGCCUCUGCUGUUGAGAAUCCAACAACUGAAGACAACUUGGACGGACAGGAAGUACAAGAAAUUGGGGAUGUACUGGACUUCCCUGCACAGGACAUUGCUGAGCAGCUCACAAUAUUAGACGCUGAACUUUUCGCCAAAGUGGUCCCAUUUCACUGCCUUGGCUGCAUUUGGUCUCAAAGGGACAAGAAGGAGAACCAGAAUCUAGUGUCCACAGUCCGUGCCACCAUUGCUCAGUUUAAUGUGGUCACUAACUGCGUUAUCACCUCUCUGUUGUGUCCUCCUGCCACAUCCCCUCCUGGAUCCCCGUCAUGCCAUCGUAGCAGCCCUACAUACAGGGCAAAGAUUAUUGAGAAGUGGAUCUCUGUGGCUCAGGAGUGCCAUCAGCUCAGAAACUUUUCCUCUUUAAGAGCCAUCCUGUCUGCUCUUCAGUCCAAUGCUGUCUACCGACUGAAGAAAACUUGGGUGGCGAUCAGCAGGGAGAGUAUGGCUGUCUUUGAACACCUCUGCGACACCUUUCCUGAUGAGAACUGUGUGCUGAUCAACCGAGAGAUCCUAGUUGAGGAGGGAAACCAGGGAGCGGAUGUAGAAACUCACUCUGCACCAAAGUCUCCCAGACUCAGUCCUACGUGUAAGCACAUGCAGAGCUCAUCCAGUGGUGAGGUGCCGUACCUGGGCACUUAUCUGACAGUUCUCACCAUGUUGGACACAGCGCUGACUGACAAUGUAGAAGGAGGUCUUAUCAACUUUGAGAAGCGGCGAAAAGAGUUUGAGAUUCUGUCUCUAAUCAGGCAGCUGCAGGCAUCAUGUGCUCACUACACUCUCCAAUCACAUCCUCGCAUCAUUUCCUGGAUCAACAGCAGCAUGAGCCUUUCCGACCAGAAAAGCUAUGAGUUGUCAAGAGAGCUGGAACCCCCGGUUGACCCCUGUCCCAACUCUCCAAACUCCUGGAGUCACCGGCUCAUCGCCAAGAAACUGACUUCAUUGCUGUCUGCCACUGAGAACUUCUCAAGGAAAACUCUUGCAGAUCAGAUCAGUCUGUCGUCUUCUGGCUCCAGCGGCUCAGACAUGGAGGAUCUCAGCAGAGAUCUCAGCAGCCCCAACCUCUCACCACUUGCGUAUAAGUCACCGUCAGUUUCCUGUCAGGACAUCUCAGUAGACACGCCCACCUCAUCUCCAACUCCGCCCCCUUCAUGUCAAAGAUCCCUACAGGCCGAUCUGCCUGAAAGCCCCUCCUCUACUUCAUCUUCAUCUUCAUCAUCCUCUCCAUCCCUACAUCAACACUGUGCUCUGCAUCCCAUGUACAACAAGCAGGUUGCAGAUUCCUGUAUCGUCAGAGUCAGCGUGGAAUUUGGCAACAAUGGAAAUGUUUAUAAAAGUAUUCUGAUAACCAGUCAGGACAAGACAGCUCAGGUGGUUCAGAGAGCUCUGGAGAAGCACAACCUGGAGGAGAUGAACUGCCAAGAUUUUACUCUCACACAGGUGCUUUCUAGUGAAAAAGAGUUGCUGAUCCCAGACAAGGCCAAUGUGUUUUAUGCCAUGUGCACCACUGCCAACUAUGACUUUGUGCUCCGUCAGCGUUACAAACACCUCAGCAGAGCCACCGGACCAUCCUGGAGUCCCGGAGCAGUGGUGAGGAGCCGCAAAUAACCUACAUGACAAAGAAUAAUAGAUAAAACCGCAUAGAACAAACAGUCUGUUCACAAAUACUGAGCUGAUGUGGAGAAAUGGGGAAUACUGAAUGAUGAAGUUUGGGUUAAUAUAAGAACACACAGACUCUGAAGCAUCUCAAGCUCAAUUAUGUGUCGUUGACUAAAUAAUGAAGAAACUUUAGCUUUCUAUAGCUGCUAAAACCGGUGGAAACUGAAGGAACGAAGGCUCAGAGGAAGCUGCAAUAAACGGCCUCGUCUACUGCCAGAUUACUCAAAGGUUUUGCUUUGAAAUGGGACAGGCGUUAGCAUCUGGAUGUACUGUAGAGGUGAGUGAGCACAGUUUUUAAUGUAGCUUAUAUUCAGUAAGGACUGAAUAGGAAGUAAUCCAGAUCAUUCUCUAAGAUAAUAUAUUUAUAAUGUAAUUUUAAUAAAGAUCACUUUAUUUUGUCUGUGAUAUUUUAACGUUUUGCUGCAGUUUUAAAGUGUAUAAUUGAACUUUUGUAUGUGCAAGUUAAUCUCUCUUUGUUUAGCUGUCUUGUUUUGUGUUAAAUUACUGUCUUGCUUUUAAUUUUAGCUGUUUUUUAUGUGCGGUAGUUUCUUUUCUAACACUGUAUAUUUUUUUAGACUUUUAAUAAUGGAAGAUGUUCAUUUAUUUUUGUAUUUUGGCCUAAUGUUUGUCCUUAUGAAGGAUUCACGCACUUCAUGAUCACUUUUUUAGAUUAAUUUUUUUCUAAUGGUGUCAAAUGAAGUCAUGAACUCAUCCAUAUUGGAUCUCUUGUGACUUUCUGAGCAAAUGCAAUUCUGAGAAGUGAAGAGACUUUGUAUGUGUUUGGUGAAAGAUAAAGCAGGUCAGUCGCUGACGUCUGUGUGAAAGGGUUUGCUGCUAAAUAGUGGUGCAGGUGUUUGUUUUCUUGGAAUCUACAGUAAGUGUUUUGACAAAUGAAACAGGGCCUGGAUCAGCAUUAAAUGCACACGUAUGCUGUUUUUGCACAGAAAGCCACAAUUCUUGACUGAAAUGUGUGUCUGUCUUCAUGUCAAUGUGUAAUUAAACAAUAAUUUGGCACUUA